Molecule: messenger RNA, 5567 nt
Organism: Betta splendens (Siamese fighting fish)
Lineage: Eukaryota; Metazoa; Chordata; Actinopteri; Anabantiformes; Osphronemidae
Gene: adamtsl4
Product: ADAMTS-like 4
Exons: 17
Coding region: 389-3919 (1176 amino acids)
Biological process (GO): extracellular matrix organization
Cellular component (GO): extracellular matrix
Molecular function (GO): metalloendopeptidase activity
Source: RefSeq, a predicted model, not a curated record
UUACAGCUCAGUCAGGGCCCACGGCGCUAUGUACGUGCGCGUGUGAGAGAGCGAGGGGCAACGGGAGUGUGCGCUUCGUGCGCGUGAACGAGGCAGAGUUGUGUAAUCUGUCCGUUUUGUGUCUCCCGUCUCUCCCCCCCUCUCUCGCCCGCGUUCCCGUCGCACCGCUGGCUGCAGGCGUCACACCGGCGCACAAUAAGGACCCAAAAAGUGAAAGAGAGAGAGAGAGAGAGAGAGAGAGAGAGGGGGCUUCCCACCCUGAAGGGAUCACGGAGAGUGGCCGUGACACGGGGAAAGAGCAGCAGAGGAGGAGAACUUCCGCGGGACUUCAUCACGUUUGACCGCGGCGGACCCGUAGACUGGACCCGGACUCGGUGUCGGUGGGAGCAUGCGGCUCGGUUUACUGUUCAGGCUCUUUGCGCUGUGGGGCUUUGUGGAGCUCACGACAUCCGUGACCAAGGCCGCCAAAAGGAAGGCGGCCGGCCGGAGGUCCAGACAGGUGUUUGAGGCUGAGCCUGUGGAGGGAGUGUGGUCCGUGUGGGGGGAGUGGUCACAAUGCUCCCAGACCUGCGGCGUUGGCGUCUCACACAGGACCAGGAGGUGUUUAGCUCCUCCCCCUCCACAGGCCCCUCCCCUCUCCCACUCGCCUAACUGGGCGGGCUUCCUACCGCAGGGGGGAGGAGGCCCUCAUGUCUCACCUGGGCGCCCCUACCUCCCGCCUCGUUACUCUGGGCAACAUCCAUCAUAUCAAUCCCCACCUUCCUCCACCAAUCACAACCCAGGACUUCCCCUGUAUCGGAAUACCCCCACCGGAGGAGGAGGAGGAGGAGGGGCAGGGGCUUCUCUACCUGUCCAGAGUAAUCCGUCGCCUCCUUUUUACCAGCCGGAUUUCCCCCCCGACAGCCAGCGUCCUGUGUCUGUGUAUCAGCCCCCCUAUCACACGCCUUCACAGAGCUACAACCAGCCGGCACGCACCAUACGGAGGCCAACCAGUCCAGGAACAGGAAGGGCCACUGGGGGCGGGAGCAGAAGGUCGGUCUCCACCAAUCGGGAGAGCCCGUCUGCGAGGAGGUCUUCCAGCAUCCGUCCCGGUCAGUUUGGAUAUGGCAAGGUCCCCUUCUCCUUACCGCUGCAUCGGCCCAACCGCCAGGCGCGCCACACCGCCAACGGCACGGACGCCGCCUCAACCCCGCCCCCAGCAGCUGUCAAUCAACUGGGCGACGCCAGGAGAGAGGAGGAGCGGCAGGGGAGCGACGUCGCGGAGGAGCGGGAGAUCACCGAGUCGCCCGCCGCGGAGGAGGCGCCCACGGCAACCGCAGCGCGUCGCCAGGGCAACGGAGCCCCGCCCCCGCAGGCGGAGCGCGGGCGGGGCAGAGAGCGGGUCCCGCCCCCUCGCCCCUUCUCGCGCUCCUCGCCGUCCCCGGCCUCCAGCCGCCGCUUCAGCUGGCACUCCGUCACCGCCCCGCCUCCCCCCGUCUCCCCCCUGUCGCGCCCCGCCUACCCGGCCUCGCGCUUCUCCUCCCCCCUCCACCGCCCCGGCUCUCCGCAUAGAGACAGGGAGCUCCCCAUCGCCGCCGUCUACCCGCUGCAGCACGGCCCACACCUGGGCGUGGAGCCGGGCCGCGACGCGGGACGGGCAGCGCCGCAGCUCCACAGAUGCUCUGGGCCGGAGAAGGAGCAGCGCAGGUGCUUCUCGCAGGUGUGUGGAGGAGGCGCAUCGGACCCGCGAGCAGAGCAGUGUGCAGCCUUUAACACCCAGGAGUUCAUGGGUCGCCUCUAUGACUGGGAGCCUUUCACUGAGGUUGGUGUGGACAAGCAGUGCGAGCUCACCUGCAGGCCGGCGGGCUAUCGCUUCUACGUUCGCCAGGCGGAGCGCGUGACAGACGGGACUCCCUGCUUCAACGUCGGCCCCAACGACGUGUGCGUAGACGGGAAGUGUCUGACCGAGGGUUGUGACGGGGUGCUGGGCUCCGGCACUGUGACCGAUAAGUGCGGCGUGUGCGGCGGGAGGGACGUCUCCUGCAGAAAGGUGACGGGGAGCUUCCACAACGUCACCGUUCCCCUGGGGUACCACAAGAUCCUGGACAUCCCGCCCGGAGCCACAUUCAUCAACAUCACGGAGAGACGAGCGAGCCCCAACUACCUGGCGAUGAGGAGUGGGACAGGGGCGUCCGUGGUGAACGGGCGCUGGGCCGUGGACCCUCCAGGUCAGUACCAGGCGGGGGGGACCACCUUCAGCUACACCCGGCCCCGAGCACAGGCGGACGGGGAAGAAGCCAAAGGAGAAUCCCUCAGCGCCCCGGGUCCGACCACCACACAGCUACAGCUUUACAUCAUAUUCCACAAGGAGAACCCCGGCAUUGACUACGAGUUUCACAUCCCCGUGGACAAAAAAGAGGGAGCGCAAGAGAGGCCGAAGGACAUAGAGCGGGAGCCAGCGAGGGAGACGCCCAGAGAAUGGGCGAGGGAGCGCGAGCCAGCGAGGGCGCCGCUCCGCAGUUCUCUCACCGUGUCCAUAGAAGAGCCGCCUCUCGCUCCGUCUGCUGCCGGCCCUUCCUUUCCCUCCUCCUCCUCCUCCUCCUCCUCCUCCUCUGUGUUUUCGCCCUCCUCAUCGGCCCGAUGGACACCUGAGAGGAUGCAGCGAGGGUCGGCGCCCAAUAGGAACGCUCGAAUCCCGCCGCGCACCGACCAGCCGCUGGACACGCAGUCGCCGUUUGUUUGGAGGAGAGGGGAACUCACAGAGUGUUCUGCUUCCUGUGGCAAAGGUUCUCAGCACAGAGUCCUUCUGUGUAUAAAUCGCUUCACAGACGAGGAGGUGCCAGAGAGGGAGUGUGACUCUGCAGCCAAGCCGGUCCCCGAGGAGGAGCCGUGCAACACGCACCCCUGCCCACCGUUCUGGGAGACCAGCGCCUGGUCGGAGUGCAGCGUGUCCUGUGGCUCCGGGGUGCAGCAGCGGCAGCUCCAGUGCAGGCAGAGCUUUGGCCAGCGCUCCACCAUGGUUCACCCGCAGCGAUGCGCCCACCUGACGCGGCCGGAGGCCACGCAGAGCUGCCAGCUCAGCCUGUGCUCCCACUGGGAGGUCAGCUCCGACUGGAGCACGUGUUCAGUGGACUGUGGGGUUGGACGGAGGACAAGGAGCAUCCAAUGCGUCAGUGACGAAGGCAGCACAGUGAACGACAAAGAGUGCAGCUCCAGGGUCCGUCCACAGGGAAGCGAGGAGUGCAACAUGGGGCCGUGCGUGACCAACUGGUACUUCACCAGCUGGUCCAAAACCUGUUCGGCUCAGUGUGGCCCCGGAGUGCAGAAGAGGGAGGUGGUGUGUCUGACUCGAGGAGGGGUCCGAGAGGGAGGAGGAGGAGGAGGAGGGGAGUGUGUCGGGGAAAAGCCGGCGGAGAUGAAGGCCUGCAACGGGGGCCCCUGUGUGCCAAGAGCCAUGUGGUACAGCAGCCCGUGGACAGAGUGCAACGUCUUAUGUGGGAAUGGAACUCAGCGGCGAGACAUCAUUUGUGUCCAGAAGACGGGGAAUGCUUUUACUGUCGUGCCAGCCAGCGAAUGUGCACAUCUGGACAAGCCAGCUGUGGUCCAGGAGUGCGAGAUGGGGGCGUGCGAGCCGCAGUGGUUCACAACCGAGUGGAGUGCGUGCUCACGCUCCUGUGGAAAAGGUCUACAGAUGAGGGAGGUGCGCUGCCUCACACCGGACAAAAGGCACAGCCUUGAAUGUGAUCCCGAUACCAAACCGGAACAGGAGCAGGUCUGCAACACAAUACCCUGUAGUCCAGAGGUCCCAGAUGAGAACUGCCAGGACACCCGUGACAACUGUGUGAUGGUGGUGCAGGCCAGGCUGUGCAUCUACUCCUACUACAGGACUGCCUGCUGUGCUUCGUGCACGCACAAUGCGCUGCGUGCCAAGAGGCACUGACCUGCCCACCAGGUGCAACGGAACAGGUGAAAAGGGCCGGUUUCCCCUACAGCAACGACAGCGUAGAAAUGGACGUCCCAGAGUGGACGUGUGACGGCGGAUCAGACGCGCACAGCUCUGUGUUACCGGGUUUUGAACCGCAGGCUCCUCUGAAAUAGAUUCUGAUAGCUUGUGCACCAGCUUUAAUGGGUUCAUAAUGUCACAGAGGGCUGAGUGAAGCAUUUGCUGUUUUCUACUCUAGGAGGCUCAUUUCUGUGCCUUGAUUGCAAUGAAAGGUGCUCAUUAAGGACACAGCUGUGUUUCAGCAGCCAAUACGGCCUUUUUAGAAGAUUCCUCCUGCUACAGAAUCAGACGACAGAUUUAGUCAGACCUGCAUACCACUAAUUAUGUGCUUAAAAAUAAUUACCAUGUGCUACAUACAGUAGUGUAGCAGUGUAUACAGUAGUUACAUGUGUCUGAGAUCUACAGGAAGAGAUCUGCAGAGGUCCCCCACUGGGUUCCAGUGGCCACCACUACUAAGCUAGAAGGAUUUCAUUUACAUGUCCAUGUCCUACGUAUUCUUUUCUGUUUGCCAAAAAUAUUUCCUCAAGCGUCCUCUUAUUUUUCAGUUCAAUAUUUGGACAGAUGAACCAAAGGUGUGAGGUGACAGUGGCUGAACUUGACCAAAUAAAUAUAUAUUAGAGCAAGAUGAGGAGUUUUCCCCUAACAAGAAGGUUGGAGGGAUUAGUCAAGCAGCCCAGGACCUGUAGUUCAGAAAGUUAAAAGCAGCCUUGUCUCAAUAGUUUCUGAUCAUUUGAGUUUUUGGUCGUUUCAUAAGUUUUAUGCACAACAAAUACAAUAAGGUCUAUUGUCUUUAAGCCAAGGAUCAGAAACUCUUAAUUGGGCUGAAGUUUAAAAGUUCUUUCCUGUUUUCUCACCGUGUUUCUUCCUGCAGCACCUCCCUGAGUGGAGCCGGUGAAUCUGUCAUAUAAGAAAAUGUAAAGCCACAUUAAGGAAGAGACAAAUGCAAACAUAUUGCGUUGAUUCGACUGAAAAUUUAGCAUAGUGACAACCUUUGUACACGCACGUAAGGAUUCUGCGACAGCUCCUCUUUCCCUUUGCAUUCUUUUUUCUGUUUCCCGCACCUUCCACUCAGAAACAUACUGUACUCGUCCCCCUCAAAGCUGAGGAGGCGUCUGUAUAUUUGACUGUAAUUUCUUUCGGAAAAAAAAGCGCUUAUAUUUUAUACCUAAGUAGAAUUAUAAGAACUGUUGUAGAUUGCAUUUAUUCAUAUGUCAUAUAACUAUUGUUUUAUGUAUUUGACAAGAAGAUUAGUGACUUUUAACGACUCCAUUCGCUUCAUGAAUUGUGUGAGAUGCAUGUGUGUGUAUGAAUGUGUGCUUUGCGACUGUGACUUUGAAUGGGUCAUUAUUUUCUCGAAUCCUUUGUAGUAAAAAUGUCGUUUUAUAUAAAAGCAAUAAGGAUAGUAAUUUAUCUGUUAUCGGAAGAACAUGUAAUUUAUUUUGUGUUUCAGGAGGUUGUAGCAUUAUUUUGUUACCAACAGAGAUGAGAUUAUUAAUACACAGAUGAUUUUUUAUCAUGAAAACAAACGGCGUGUAAAGUUAUUAUCUUAAAGCUUUGUUUUAAAUAAACCUGAUAAAAAAAGAAA